Molecule: messenger RNA, 216 nt
Organism: Suillus plorans
Lineage: Eukaryota; Fungi; Basidiomycota; Agaricomycetes; Boletales; Suillaceae
Exons: 5
Coding region: 1-216 (71 amino acids)
Source: RefSeq, a predicted model, not a curated record
AUGUCUCAAUCUAACCUUGGCUCCAGUAUCGCAGUUGCCGCCUUUGUUGGGGUGACGUAUGAUUGGUUAUUUUCAGCGCUCACAUUCGGACAAGAGGUCGAACUCGUCUGGAGGCAACACUGGUCCCUGAUGACAGUUCUGUACCUCAGUGUGUGCUAUCUUGGAAUCUUAUAUGCUGCAUAUGUUCAGAAGACUAAACAAUCGAUGUUGUGCUAA